UGAAGUUAAUAAAAAAAAACACCCACAAAGGAGAAGACCCACCUUCCCCCAUCCAAUCCACAAGAAAUCCAUCCACCGCCGCGCGGCGCGCGCCACCGCCACCCUCGCCGCGCCGCCGCCUCUCCACCGCCGCCACUAUUUAGCCACCAGCCACUCGCUUCCGGGCCUCUCCACUCCAACCUCCCCCACCAUGCAGGCGCAGGCACAGGCGCACGCCCACACGCUCGGGCUCCGCAUCUCCCCUCCGCCGCCGUCGCCAUUCCCGCGGCGCCACGCUCGCCCGCGACAGCGCGCCGUCCGUGCCGCCGCCGCCGCGGCCACUUCGUCGGCGCCGCGGCGGGAGACGGACCCCAGGAAGCGGGUGGUGAUCACGGGGAUGGGGCUGGUGUCCGUGUUCGGGAACGAGGUGGACGCCUUCUACGACCGGCUCCUGGCCGGGGAGAGCGGGGUCGGGCCCAUCGACCGCUUCGACGCCGGCAGCUUCCCCACGAGGUUCGCCGGGCAGAUACGCGGGUUCUCCUCGGAGGGCUACAUCGACGGCAAGAACGACCGGAGGCUCGACGACUGCCUCCGCUACUGCAUCGUCAGCGGCAAGAAGGCGCUCGAGAACGCCGGGCUCGGGAAAGGCUCCGAUGGCCACAGCAAGCUUGACAAAGUCCGGGCUGGUGUUCUUGUGGGAACUGGCAUGGGUGGCCUCACUGUGUUUUCCGAUGGUGUUCAAAACCUUAUUGAGAAGGGAUACAAGAAAAUUUCGCCUUUCUUUAUCCCAUAUGCUAUAACUAACAUGGGUUCGGCAUUGCUUGCAAUGGAUGUUGGCUUUAUGGGCCCAAACUACUCAAUUUCAACAGCCUGUGCAACCUCCAACUACUGCUUCUAUGCUGCUGCCAACCAUAUACGUCGGGGUGAGGCUGAUGUCAUCAUUGCUGGUGGUACUGAAGCUGCAAUUAUUCCAAUUGGCCUUGGAGGUUUUGUUGCCUGUAGAGCACUAUCGCAGAGGAACGAGAACCCAGAAACUGCAUCUAGGCCAUGGGACAAAGAGCGAGAUGGCUUUGUUAUGGGUGAAGGUGCUGGUGUACUGGUCAUGGAGAGCCUGCAUCAUGCAAUGAAGCGGGAUGCACCAAUAAUUGCUGAAUAUUUGGGAGGUGCAGUGAACUGUGAUGCUUACCAUAUGACUGAUCCUAGGUCAGAUGGACUGGGUGUGUCAUCCUGUAUUACUACAAGCCUUGAAGACGCUGGUGUCGCACCAGAGGAGGUGAACUACAUCAACGCACAUGCAACUUCAACCCUUGCUGGUGACUUGGCUGAAGUAAGAGCAAUUAAGCAAGUCUUCAAGAACCCAUCUGAUAUUAAAAUCAAUUCAACGAAGUCUAUGAUAGGCCAUUGCCUAGGUGCAGCUGGUGGGUUAGAAGCUAUUGCCGCUGUCAAAGCCAUAACUACUGGAUGGGUGCAUCCUACUAUUAACCAGUUUAAUCCUGAGCCUGAAGUAGAUUUUGAUACAGUAGCCAAUGAAAAGAAGCAGCAUGAAGUGAAUGUUGCUAUCUCUAAUUCAUUUGGAUUUGGAGGGCACAAUUCAGUGGUAGUAUUUGCACCAUUCAAGCCAUGACUCCAAUUUUCCUUAAAUAUAUAUAUAUAGCCCGCGGCAUUUUCUGGCAGCUGAUAAUUAGGAAUUGCUAGGUGUAGCAUAUUUGAUUCCACCGGCUUCCAUCUGUAAGGGAGAAAUUUUGAUUUGAGUGAUGUUAUGAUUGUUAGAUGCCUUUUUCUUUUCGGGUGCUCCCCGUGUAUGUUUUACGAGUAUGUAACAUAUCUAAAGACAUCAGCAGCAAAUUAGUUUGUCGUGUGUAAUCUGUCGUUGCAGGCUGUAAAUCUCAAAAAAUGAAAAAAAUUAUCAUCUCAAGAACCGAGAUAUGCUGCCCUAGAUAAAAGGGCCGUGAUAUUCGGUAACCUAGCAUCGUCCCAAAAAGAAUAAACUUCAAGAGAUAAAUCUUUACAGUAGUCAUUUUUCUCUGAC
Messenger RNA from Oryza brachyantha (malo sina), 2008 nucleotides. RefSeq names its product 3-oxoacyl-[acyl-carrier-protein] synthase I, chloroplastic. The record is from RefSeq and is a predicted model, not a curated record. Bases 191 to 1603 code for a protein of 470 amino acids. The transcript is spliced from 7 exons. NCBI's taxonomy places the organism in Eukaryota, Viridiplantae, Streptophyta, Magnoliopsida, Poales, Poaceae. Gene Ontology annotation, molecular function: 3-oxoacyl-[acyl-carrier-protein] synthase activity. Gene Ontology annotation, biological process: fatty acid biosynthetic process.